AUGUCUGCAAUUCUGCAAUAUACCUUGGCAGGGGUAUCUCUCCUCGCCGCCAUGAUUGUCACCAUCCUCCACGGCCUCGCCUCUGCAGCCUUGCAGUCCGUACCCCACGCCCCAGCCGCAGGGCUUGCACCAGUUGCCCUGGGGGCCCUCACCUGUGCGGCAUUAAUCGGACUGAACGUGAUAUUACACAAAGACGUCCGAAGCGGCCAACAAUGGCCAAAGUGGAAACAAUUCGUCUUCUACUUCACCGGUGCAUACCUCCUCAUCGCCGCGGCGUCCAUCACUGGCACAAUGGCCAGAGACCAGCUUCGAUCAACAGCAAAUCAACAAGGGCUCUUCAUCGCUCGCUCAGUCUUCUGGUCUUUCUCCGUCUUCACGCAGGGUCUAUACUACGGCUACCUGAUUGUGGCCCUAGUCCAAAAGAACCAAACAACUUCCACAUGGCCACACCCAUACUCCCAAGAUAUGAAGCUGGAGACAUUCCCAGAUAGCCCAGCCACCCUCACACCCCCGAGCCGAAUCUGUGAUCCAGAAGAAUUCAAAUUCGACACUCGUCGCUCCUCGCUACGAAAGUAUCCUCGACGUUCGCACCGGUUCUCGGGAGGAACCCUCUGCCUACAGAAGUCGUUGACCAACACAACCACCACCACCUCGGAUACAAAUACAUACAAAGACAACACAAGCACAAAUAAAGAAACCCGCCCCAACUCCUUCGAAACAACCUCAUCAAUCUCAACAAUCACCCCGCAAACACCAACAGAACCACCAACCCCAACCCUCCAACAAGACACACGCCCCCUCCUCCGCACCAGCAUCCGGAGCAUGCCCAGUCUACGACGUGAACAACACAUCCACGCAUCACUAAAUAGUCUCGUCCGCCCUGCUCCUGCUCCUGCCCCAGUCUCAGUCUCACCAAUGUCCCCAUCAUCAUCAACAACAUACCUCCACCCAGACUCACCACACACACCCAACUUCCCAACCGGCUCCUUUCCGGGCGAGUCAAACAUCCACCCCCUCUUCCGAAGCAAUAGUCCCUCGCCCUCACCGACGCCGGGACUCGGGACAUCAGUCAAAGCAUCGCCGUCUGCAGGCCAGACGAUAACGAAGCAGACAUUGACGAGGAUGCGCUCUGCGCGGUCUUUGCGUGAGCGGGAGAGGAUUCCGUCGCCUUUGCCUUCGCCGACGGGGUCGUCGUAUUCGUUGGCGUUGUCGUUGUCGCCGGAGGAGGAGAGAGGAGGAGAGGGUUUUGGCUUUUAUGGCGGGGAGGAGUGGGAGUGGGAGUGGGAGUGGAAGUAG
Messenger RNA from Penicillium cosmopolitanum, 1296 nucleotides. RefSeq lists its product as uncharacterized. NCBI's taxonomy places the organism in Eukaryota, Fungi, Ascomycota, Eurotiomycetes, Eurotiales, Aspergillaceae. The transcript has a single exon. The coding region runs from base 1 to 1296 and encodes 431 amino acids. The record is from RefSeq and is a predicted model, not a curated record.